AUGCUCACUCGCCUCCCACCAGCAGUGCAAGGACCGCCACCUCGUUCUGGGCUUCCACGCGUUCUGCCAGCUACGAUGCGGUCCGACUCGGAGUCUGUGAUCUCUGACUCGGAGCCGGAGUGCGCGAUCAAGCGCAUUGCGUCGAAGAAGGAGGACACAACGCGAUCUGGCCGGCGAAGGACUUCGGACGAACGGCCUGGGUUGAGUACGGGUGAGGCGGAAGGGCGGGAAGUCGAGAAGGACCGCGUGGUUGUCCUCUCGUCUGCGUCAGAGGGCGAGGAGCCGGCAAGAAGGAAGGCAAAGUCGGGCUACUUGUCCUCGACGGCUGGGAAGAGGAGGAGGGUUCCGUCGCCGACGGCUGCGCCCGACCAGUGGACGGCAGCAGCAGCUCCCGUCUCGAGCACGAGUCGCGAAACCGGCUCUCGCUCGUCCCGCUCGACCAGCGCCGAACAACCCUUCGUCUCCGCACCCUUCGUAUCCGCUCUCGACCUCCUCCGCUCCAGCACUCCUCAGCUUAGCGAUUCCGACGACGACCUCAAGCCUCUCGACAUCGAAGUCCGCCGCAACAGCUACAAGGAGAAGGCCAAGGCGAAAGCCACUGUCUCGAGCCGCCUACUCCCGACUGUCAAGAAAACGCGCUCGGCGUCCAUCUCGUCCGUGGAGAUACUCGAUACCGCGCCUUCCAAGUCAAAUGCUGCUCGCAAGUCGAAGACACUUGGUGCGGCCUCGACGGACGACGUUGCUCGCUCAAUUCGCUCGUCCUCGACAAGCGACUCGCUUCCGCCGCCCGACACUUGGAAGGAGCGCUUCGGGUCCGGUUCGAAGUCGGUGACGGAGAGCGAGAGGUUGUCUGUCGAGCCGACUUCGCAGCCGCAGCGGAAGAAGCCUUGGGAGGAGCUCGAGGCGAAGCCGCCGAAGGCGAAGCGCAAGACGGCGGCGAGAAAGGCGGCGCAGCCUGCUGCGCCCAAGCAGGAGGCGGAGGAGGAAGUGGAUGAGCUUGACAGCGAUCCCGACGGUCUCGUCAUCUCAUCCUUCAAGCUCACCUCGGUGACCUCGUCUUUCACCUCGGCUCGACCGGUCGUCCGCCGCGUCACCGCCUCUUCCCUCUCGUUCCUCCCUCCACCCAUGGAGCUCCCUCCCGACGAUCGCCUCCGCGCCCUUACUGCCUGUGUGAUCUGCAAGGCCGCCUGGCCCGCCUCGAAAGCGCUCGCAUCCCGCCAGACGCACACUCGCACCUGCUCCACUGCGAACGACUACUCCGCCGAGACUGUUCGCUACCUCGUCGACAGCCAGAUCCUCCGCCUCGCCGAAGAAGCGGACGGCAAGCGUCGAGCCGACGAGGAGGCGAAGACGCUGUUCGACAUGGCUGUCGGGAAGGGCGAGGGCGCGAACGCGUUCAAGGAGGUCAAGGUCGUCGGAGUGGAAGGCUAUGCCGGCGACGACCCGAAGGAGUGGUAUCGGGCGAUCAAGGAAACGCAGGACGAGUUUGAUCAGGCGAGGAGGAAGGCUCAGGUGGCCAGGGUCGUCAAGCUCGCCAAGCAGGUCAAGAAGGAGCGUGCCGAGGUCGCCGCAUCUAGCGUCGACGACGGCUGGAAGGUCGUCAACGAAUCGGCCGGGGUCGAGAAGGAGGAGGAGGACGAAGUCGUGCCUCUACCGACGGGACGUCUCAAGCCCGAUUCCUCGACCGCCCGAAACGCCGUCGCUUCCCGUGCAGACGCGAUGCUCGCCUUCGACGCAUCGGUCCCUCACUCCGUUCUCGAUAGCGACACGUCCGGCGACGACCCGCCGCGCCCGACCCAGUCUUUCGAGCCAUCCAGGCUGACCUCACGCUACGACAUGCCGGCGAACCCCAUCGACCCCCUCAUGACGUUCGUCGAGCACUCGGAUCGCACCACCAUCAGCGGGACCCCGUCACGUCGGAGGUCUCGCUCGCCCUUUCGACCGCUGUCGUUGCCGGACCCGUUCAGCGACAGCGACGAUGGAGAGGGUCACCACGGUCGGAGGCGGUCUGCUAGCGGCAAGCAGUCGUUGUGGAGCGUUGCUGCAGGGAGGAAUGACGAGUUGCUCGGCAAGGUCGUGUGCUCUGUUUCGCCCAUCUGCUCGCCUUCACGCCGUUCGCCUACCUCUCCCGCCCUCUCUCCCGCCUCAUCCGCUCGCCUCUCGACCCUCACCCUCUCCUCCUUGUCACCUUCCCCUCUACGUCGCCCGGCUCUCGCCGCCCCUUCGCCGCCGUCGCACAGCUCAAGAAGCCUGCACAGCUCGCCGCCCUCGCCGGGAAGGAAGGGAACGGACGAGGCGGCGGAGGCGAUGAGAACGCUUGGUUUGUCCAGCCCUAGCCUGGCGAAGAAGGGGAGGAGGAGGACGAGCGGGACGAGCGAGGACGAGCUGCUUGUGGGCGUGGUGAGUGAUGUUGGAAGUGACGUGAUGCUGGAAGGCGGUGCUGGAGACGGCGGACAGACUGCGGUGGUCUCGUCGAGCGAGGAGGAGCCGUUGGCGAAGGUCGUGGCUGCUACGCCUCGGCGCCGCAAGACGCCGGCUUCGCCUGCAUCGAGCAACAAAGCACGGGCACGUCGCGUGGCUCCUCCUUCGUCGUCCGAUGACGAAGCGUUCGAAUCGACGACUCCGACGAAGCGACGUCGGCCUUCGCCCUCUAUCGCAAAGACUGCUGCACCUCUCCCCGUCAAGACUGCGGCCACCGCCGACAUGCCGGACUACGACAAGAUGACCGUCGCCGCCUUGCAGCGUGAAGUCGCUAAGUUCGGCUUCCGCAAGGCGAAGGAGAAGGCGGUCCUCGUCCGGCAGAUGCAGGAGAUCUGGAAGGCGACGCAUGCCGGCUCGGGCGAAGGUGCAGCGUCUGCGGUCGAGACGGACGCAGCCUCGCCGAAGAAAUCGAAGGUCAUCGGGAAGGGGAAGAAGGGUGUGUCUACCGCGUCGCCGCCUGCAAAGACGGCUACGAAAGGCAGGCGGAAGAAGCAAGUCGACCUCGAUGGCGACGAGGCACACGACCCUGACGCAACCGACGAAGGAGGCAUUUCGCUCGCCGAGAAGAUCCGCCAGCUCAUCAUGGCGGACGAGCAGCUCUAUCUCCGCAUCCUUCGCUACGAGCCCGUCCACCUCUCCGAGUUCAUCCGUCUCGCUGCCGACAAUGGUGUCAAGAUUGCCAAGGCAGCCCUGAUGCGGUGUCUCGACGAGCAGAGCAUCACGCACUACUCGCAAGACCCAACUGGAGGGUCCCGUCGUCGCUACAAAUGA
Molecule: messenger RNA, 3252 nt
Organism: Rhodotorula toruloides NP11
Lineage: Eukaryota; Fungi; Basidiomycota; Microbotryomycetes; Sporidiobolales; Sporidiobolaceae
Product: structure-specific endonuclease subunit Slx4
Exons: 4
Coding region: 1-3252 (1083 amino acids)
Biological process (GO): DNA repair; DNA replication
Cellular component (GO): Slx1-Slx4 complex; nucleus
Source: RefSeq, a predicted model, not a curated record